GCGAGCCCGGCUGCGGCGGCGGCGGCUGCAGCCAUGUGUUUCUCCGCCUGCCAGUGACACAAUAACACGGGAAGCGGCAGGAGGGAUCCGAGCCUGCCGAGGGGAAAGUGACCUGACCCGCUCAGGCCGGCGGCGAUGGAGGAGGGCAUGAGCAGCAUGCAGCAGAAAGCGGCGGAGCUGGAGCACAUGGCCGAGGUCCUGCUCACCGGCGAGCAGCUCCGGCUCCGACUGCAUGAAGAAAAGGUCAUUAAAGAUCGGCGGCACCACCUCAAAACGUACCCGAACUGCUUCGUUGCCAAAGAGCUGAUCGACUGGCUGAUUGACCACAAAGAGGCCUCUGACAGAGAGACAGCCAUUAAACUGGUGCAGAAAUUACUGGAUCACAGCAUUAUCCACCAUGUCUGUGAUGAGCAUAAAGAAUUCAAGGAUGUCAAACUGUUCUACCGCUUCAGAAAAGAUGACGGGACGUUUCCACUGGACAAUGAGGUGAAGGUGUUCAUGAGAGGACAAAGACUGUACGAAAAGCUGAUGAGUUCUGAAAACACCCUUCUGCAAGCCAGGGAAGAGGAAGGAGUCAAGUAUGAACGGACAUUUGUAGCAUCAGAAUUCCUUGACUGGCUGAUCCAGGAAGGAGAGGCCACGACACGAACUGAAGCAGAGCAGCUCGGCCGCAGGCUUUUGGAGCACGGAAUUAUACAGCAUGAAUCCCACUGGUGCACACAAAUUGAACCCACAAACCACCACUUUUACUUCAGUAAAGCCUUUGACAGUGUUUCCCAUAGCAGUCUCCUGGAAAAACUGUGUUCCCAUUGUGUGGGUAUGUGCACUUUCCAGUGGGUAAAAAACUGGCUGGAUGGCCUAGCUCAGAGUGUUCCCCAGGGCUCAAUAUCAGAGCCAGUCCUGUUUAAUAUCUUUAUCAGUGAUCUGGAUGAGGGUAUCAAGGGCAAUGUCAGCGAGUUCACAGAUGACACUAAGUUGGUUGGGAGUGUUGAUCUGAUGGAGGGUAGGAAGACUCUACAAACGGAUCUGGACAGGCUGGAUCAAUGGGCUGAGGCCAGUGGUAUGAGAUCCAGCAAGGCCAAGUGCCAGGUCCUGCGCUUGGAUCACAACAACCCCAGAAACCAGGGAAAUGGUUUAACUGAUACCAGUUCUCUUUCCCUCUGUAUUUUCUCUCUGUUUGUAGUGAGUCCCACCAAGGAGAUAAAGAUCGUGUCGGCAGUGCGAAGGAGCAGCAUGAGCAGCUGUGGCAGCAGCGGGUACUUCAGCAGCAGCCCAACGCUCAGCAGCAGUCCCCCCGUGCUCUGCAACCCCAAAUCUGUAUUAAAGAGACCUGUGACUGCUGAUGAGCUCUUAAUGCCUGGAGCCCCAUAUGUGAGAAAAACUUUCACGAUCGUCGGGGACGCGGUGGGCUGGGGCUUUGUGGUGCGGGGGAGCAAGCCCUGCCACAUCCAGGCUGUGGACCCCAGUGGGCCAGCAGCUGCAGCUGGGAUGAAGGUUUGCCAGUUUGUUGUAUCUGUCAAUGGCCUCAAUGUUCUCCACGUGGAUUACAGGACAGUGAGCAACCUCAUCCUGACUGGCCCUCGAACAAUUGUGAUGGAAGUGAUGGAAGAAAUGGAGGCCUGAGAAGGCAAAAAACUUUCUUACUGGAUAUUUUUGUGAGAGAAAUGGCGACAACCAUGAAGUGACAUGAGAUAAGGCAGCAGGACGUUGCUGUGUCUAAAUAGAUGAUUUUGCUUUUAGGGAAGGGGACUCUCUUUCAUUUAACAAUAAUACCACUGGUGAUUAUGCUAAGAUGUGAACAAUAGAUACCAGCAAAUUUUCACUACAGACUUCUCUUUGCCUGACAGAAACAAGAUUAAGGCCUUUAGAUUGUCCAACCAUGUCUGCAUCAGUCAGAAUGGUUUCCAACCUAAGAAGUUUUGCAUAUUAUCUCAUAGUCCACCACUGGAUCAGAGCACUUCAGGAGGUCAAAGAGCCAAACAUGAUGGGGUCAGUAUGUCACAGAUGGUUUGCAUGACAUAUUUACAUUGGUAAGCAUCGACCUGGUGUCCAGCUUUGUCCCUGGAGCAUGUGCAGUCACAGUUGCUCUCUCCUUGGGCCAAAGGACAGUUGACUAAAUGCUGGCUUGAUUGCAAUCAAACACAAACGAACUGCAAAUGCAUGAAAAAAAGGUGUCUGUGCUCUGUAGAUGAUACUCUGGCCUGAAUGUUUGGGCCUAACUGAAUACACGGGUUAGUCUAGAAAGAAAAUGGAAAAACGUGUGGUACUUUUACAAAAUCUGCCUUUGAAAAUUGGUCUUUUGUUUUCAAUGCCUGCACACUGAUUUAGGUUCUUGAGUAUAAGAUAUUGAUUUUGAGGUUUUUUCCAUAUCUGUAAAUGAAAGGUGCCUCAGGCUUGCUGUUUAUCACUUUGGAGAAAUUUUGGACACCUUUAUUCCUAAAAGAAGAAUAUUUGGCAGGUUGCAGUGGAAAAUUCACAGUGUUAGCAUUAGGAAUGAUACAUCCACAUGUUCUACUAGCAAGAAUACACUUCAAAUUGAAGCAACGUACUUGAAUGUACAUUAAGCUUGUCAGCACUUUCCAAUCAUCUGAUGUUUUGCAAAGAACCAGCUUGCCACAUGAGCUGCAUUUGACACUGUUACUAAUAAAACAUUGUAUUUAACUGACUCUUACUCUUUUUCAAACAGUAGGGUUUCUUCAUUGAUUAAAAAAAACCAUUUAUACAAAUUCCAUAUUCUGCAGUUAGGUGACUCCUCAGCUUGAUGACAAGGGGACUGCAUGGGUUUUCUUUGAUCUUUGAAUGGGAUAAAUACAUUCUUUUCCACAAAAUUAUAAAUGUAUUUUGCAGACUUUCUCUGCUGUCUAAAUUUUACAAUGAAAGCUUGACUUUCUGUAUGCGCAUACCACAAAUCAUUCAAUUAUGGGGUGGGGAAAGUAUUUUUCCUCAAAUAAUGUUGAAAUAUGUUUUAUAUUAAAAAUUGUUCUCACUAAAUAAAUUGCUCUUUCAGUAUGUUUUUGACUUACUCAAACACUUGUACAUCAGAGAUACGGCAAGUCUUCAAAAUCACACGUGCCUGCAACUUUGUAGGUAGAAGUCCCGGUGUUCUUUAUUCCUGAUACGGUAUAUCUGUGGUUGAUUUUUCACCAUGAAAACUUCUCAUAUUCCACUAAUAUGCAGCAGUGAAGAGGAGUAUGAAACUGCACCUGCUGACUUGAUAUUAACCAGGCACAAGAGGGUUUGGAGGAUUUGUUCACACUAUCAUCUGCUAUGACAGUUGUUUGUCCCAAUUGUACCUCACAACAUUUUGUAAUGUAUGUACAACCCAUACCAGGUUAUCUUCGUCAGUUCAUCUAAACUAAACAGUUGGGCACAUAAUGAUAUAUGAGACUGUAACAACUGUCGAUGGUAUCCACUUGGAACAGUUGGAAAAAAUAAUUCCAGAAAUGUUUCAGUACGCUACAAGUUUUUUGAUUUUGCGAAUCCAGGAAUGCUUCCCCCCCCCCAGCUUGUUUUGGUGGCUUGAGUGGUAUAUACUUUGUACCUCCUUAAAAUAUAAAUUCUGCAUGUCAGGCUAAGUUAAAUAUUAAAAUGUAAAGGAUUUUCUUAGCAAAAUGCUAACGAUUCUCUCUAAUGCCAUUGUGGAUUCUUCUGUAUUACAUCUCUUGCCUUAGUUAAUAUUCUGCUACAAGUUCUCUGUAGCUUACAGAUAAUUAAGAAACUGGGUCAGAAUUGGGCUUAAUAAUGCAUUACAGAGUGCACUUUAGACUGGAGCAAAAAGAGUGGGAAUGGGGGCAGGGAAAAAUCUGUGCAUUUCACUGUGUUACAGACUGAAGAUGGCAUCUUGAUUUGCAAAAUACAUUAGUCUCUAUCACAAUUUGAGCACGGCUACUUGCCUGCUUUUAAUGGGGAUUUCCAUAUGGUGUUCUCAACUUGAUUGGCAAUCCAGAUUUUAAUUAAUUCUUUCCCUCUUCAAUGUGACAAAGGUAUUCAAAUUAUCUCUGCAAUGAAAUUUUGUAUUUUUGAAAAAAGAAUGCAAAGUAAACAGUUCAGCUAUGCCAUGUAUCAUUUCCAAUUAAGUUGCAGUUUGCACACAGUGCUGCAUAUACUCCAAGACAUCCCACAGGAGUCAGUGUCAAAAUCUCAUGCACUUCAGAGGGCAUAGAAUUUUGAAUAUAACAGACCACCUUGCUUCCUGCAAAGUGCCAGGGGAAAUGUAAGAUUAUUCACAGAAGUGAGGCAUUUCAAGAGAUGCAUGAAUAUCACAGUGUGGACUGAAGCAAGAAACUAGAAAAGGAAAAAAACCCCUGGCACCAGCUGUAAUAGCUUCAUUAAAAAGAUAGGCAUUUUUGUAAGGCUUACUCUGUUAUGUGAUCACAUUUUUGAUUACCAUAGAUCUUGUAGAUCCUCUAAUAAAUCUUUAAGCCGUAAUAAUACAGAUUCAUGCCACCU
Molecule: messenger RNA, 4449 nt
Organism: Lepidothrix coronata (blue-crowned manakin)
Lineage: Eukaryota; Metazoa; Chordata; Aves; Passeriformes; Pipridae
Gene: DEPTOR
Product: DEP domain containing MTOR-interacting protein
Exons: 11
Coding region: 136-1623 (495 amino acids)
Biological process (GO): negative regulation of TOR signaling; intracellular signal transduction
Molecular function (GO): protein binding
Source: RefSeq, a predicted model, not a curated record